This is a messenger RNA of Melampsora larici-populina 98AG31, 1440 nucleotides long. RefSeq lists its product as uncharacterized. Lineage: Eukaryota; Fungi; Basidiomycota; Pucciniomycetes; Pucciniales; Melampsoraceae. Gene Ontology annotation, molecular function: chloride channel activity. The record is from RefSeq and is a predicted model, not a curated record. The transcript is spliced from 12 exons. Bases 1 to 1440 code for a protein of 479 amino acids.
AUGGUAAAAGCUCAAUUGGAAUCAGGAAUUUCAGGUAGAAGGUUCAAGUCUAAGAGAGAUCAAAUCUUACAUGAUCCAUUCAAAGGUCCACCUUUGGCACAAUUCAUCAAAUCUUCAACUAUUUGGGAUAUUUGGCCUUCUGUCUCGGCCUUUACCCUAGAAGCAAUCGCCAUCGCGUUUACCAAUCGCCCGAAGCACGACUAUCAUCACGGUACUGGAACGAGUAGUGCUUAUGCUCAAUAUACUGAAGCCAGGAGAGCAUGGGGUAGUAUGAUUCAUCAUAGUCGAACAUUAGCACGUAUAAUUUGGAUACAUAUUCCAGAUGAAUUAUAUCCUCAUUCAGAAAAAGACCCGCCAUCUGAUGCUGAGGUCAAUCAAGCUAUAUUGGAAAAGAAGACAAUGACAAACUUGAUCGAAAGCUUCAGUGUUAGCGUUAAACAUUACUUGAGAGGAGAACGUGGAAUAUUUUAUGAAGACUUAUAUCAUUUAGUUUGUUUUCUACCAAAAUAUAAUGUUCCAUCUUAUGUUCAAAUGCCGAAUGCACCACAACUUCCAGAAUUUGAAGCAUUUGAGACCUUAAAAAAAGAAAAAUCAGACAAAUUUAUCAAAAUCGAACUACCUUCUGCAAGUCAUCAAAGUAAUCAAUCAACUUCAAACUCACGUUCAACAAUCCAAUAUCCUGAUCCAUUAAUUCCACCUAUCAAAUUACUUCCUAGUUAUAAUCCUCCUAAAAAAACUCUUUGUGAUCAUUUACCUGUUUUUAGAAUCUUCAGAAGUUUAUGGAAGGGAGCACUGAACUUUACAAAACAAAGAAGACGGAGCGUACAAAAUCUUAAUGAUGAUAAUUUACCGCUUGAGAUUCUAUGGCAGUUAGACGCCUACAUCACUAGUCUUAAACGACGAAAGAUGCUCGAUGUACCGACUACAAAUUCUAUGAAUGCUUCAAUCGUGGGUCUCUCUGAUGCGUUGAGUACGCUGGAAAGAGUUCUAACAACUCCAUUACCAUUUGGUUAUACAGUUCACUUAAAGACUGUAAUUUGGGGAUAUCUACUAUUCUUACCCUUUCAAUUAAUUGGAACAUUCAAAAAGAUUACUAUUCCAGCUACUGCACUCAUCUCAUUUGUCUUUUUAGGAUUUUUGAAAAUCUCAGAAGAUAUUGAAAACCCAUUUGGAUAUUCACCUAAUGAUUUAGAUUUAGAUCAUUUUUGCUUUAAUAUCAUUGCAAAAGAAAUCGAUGAAUUAACUUCAAGUCCUCCUUCAAACCCAUCAGAUUAUAUAUUCUCUGCAAGUAAUUUACCUCUUUUUAAUCUUGGAGAAUUCAAAACUGCAGAAGAAAUUUAUCAAUCAAUGAAACCUGAUGAACUAAGGAACUCGUUAUCAAGAAAAGAUAUAUCUUCAUCCAAUUCGAACUCAAGCUUAUUGAAACGUGGCGAAGUAUGA